AUGAGGAAAUUAUAUCGUUCCGAUAGUGAAGGCCAUUUACCUUUUCUUGUUAAUCCUAUCGCAGAAAAGCGAACAUCUCUACAUCUAUGCAGAUACUGGCGAUCAUUGGCUCGUUUACAGCGUUUCGCUCUGCUCAUUUUACUCCUUUUUCUAUUCGUCAUUUGUUUUAUUGCAGCAAAAGGCACAGUAGGUGUGGACAGUGCAUAUCAGUUAUCAAAAAAUAUUGCAAAUGGUGCAGAACCAAUCGAUAUGCCUCCUAAUAAUGAUAAAUCAGCAGAAGAAAUAGCAUACAAGGAUUCAGCACUGCUGAAUCAGAGUCGCGAAAAUUCUAAAAGCGAUGAAGAGAAAGAUGAUGAUGUUGCGAACAGAGGAAAGAUUCAAAAUCUUAAACAUAUUAAAUUUAGAGGGGCACAAAACGAUAAACAAAAAGCAGUGGUGGAAGCAUUCAAACAUGCCUGGAAAGGAUAUAAGAAAUAUGCUUGGGGACAUGAUCAUUUGAAGCCGGUUACGAAGUCUUAUAAUGAUUGGUUUGGUUUAGGAUUAACAAUUGUUGAUUCGUUAUCAACUGCCAUUAUUAUGGGACUUAAUGAUGAGUUCAAAGAAGGAAGAAAAUGGGUUGCUGAAUCGUUGUCGUUUGAGAAGAAUCGUUUUGUGAGCUUUUUCGAAACAACCAUACGCGUACUUGGUGGUUUAUUAAGUGCUUAUCAUUUAAGUGGUGAUCAAAUGUUUGUUCAUCGUGCUGAAGAUCUUGGUUCUCGACUUGCUGCAGCUUAUGCAACCUCAUCUCCUAUUCCAUACAGCGACGUUAGCCUUACGAAUAGGGAAGGAAGGCAACCAUCAUGGAAUACUUACUGUUCUCUUUCUGAGGUAACCAGCGUCCAGUUAGAAUUGCGAGAUCUUUCUCGAGUAACUAACAACAACACCUAUGAAAUGCUUGCAUUUCGAACAUCCGAGCAUAUACACAAGGAAGGUUGUCGUGAAUAUGAUGGACUGUGUAGUAUGUUUAUUAGUCCAGUGACAGGACGAUUUAAAGAGCAAAUGAUCAUUACUAUGGGUGCACGAGCAGAUAGUUACUAUGAAUACCUAUUAAAGCAAUGGCUACAAACCGGCAAAACAAUUGAUUGGCUGAAAGAUGAUUAUAAUCAGUCAAUGGCAGCAAUGGAGAAACAUCUUUUGCGAUAUACAGAACCAAAUAAUUUUGCUUUUGUUGGUGAAAUAAUAAGCGAUAAUGUAUAUUCUUCGAAAAUGGAUCAUUUGGCAUGCUUUAUUGCCGGUACUCUUGCACUGGGCAGUCUGAAUGGUUUGCCAGCAAAACAUAUAGAGCUUGCAAAAGAUAUUGCAGAAGGAUGUCAUAAAAUGUAUGAAACAAAAACAGGUUUAGGUCCAGAAAUUGUUUAUUUCAAUACUGAUGGAUCAAAUGCUCAAGAUAUUUCAAUCAAACAUAUGGAUGCGCAUAGCUUAUUGCGACCGGAGGCUAUUGAAGCAUGGUUUUAUCUUUAUCGAGCAACAGGUGACAAAAUUUAUCAGCAGUGGGGAUGGGAAGUUUUCACAGCUAUCGAAAGUUAUGCAAAACUUGAACAUGGUUACUCGUCAAUAAAUAACGUCAAAAGAAUACCCGUUACAUAUAAGGAUAUGAUGGAAUCAUUUUUUCUAGCUGAAACUUUGAAAUAUCUUUAUCUUUUAUUUGAUGAUGACAAAACUGACAUUCCUCUCGACAAAUAUGUCUUUAAUACAGAAGGCCAUCCAUUGCCAAUUUAUGACCACUAA
Molecule: messenger RNA, 1767 nt
Organism: Brugia malayi
Lineage: Eukaryota; Metazoa; Nematoda; Chromadorea; Rhabditida; Onchocercidae
Gene: Bma-mans-3
Exons: 12
Coding region: 1-1767 (588 amino acids)
Biological process (GO): N-glycan processing; carbohydrate metabolic process
Cellular component (GO): membrane; endoplasmic reticulum
Molecular function (GO): mannosyl-oligosaccharide 1,2-alpha-mannosidase activity; calcium ion binding
Source: RefSeq, a predicted model, not a curated record